GGGGGGGGGGGCUGUCCGCGUAUAUUUAUAUAUAAGGUGCCGCGCGGCUGUCAGUUGUUGGGGGCACCAGCGCUCUGUUUGCAGGAUUGCUUAGAAAGAAGUCGCAUCCACUCCUAGUGACAACAUGUCUCACGCGUGGGGAUACGCCGCUAAUAACGGUCCGGACAAGUGGUCAGCCAGUUUUCCCAUCGCUGACGGUCCGCGGCAGUCGCCCAUCGACAUCAAUCCCGGCCUGGCGUCGUACGACGGCGCCCUCAAGCCGCUCAGCCUCAAGUACGACCCGGGCACCUGCUUGGACAUCCUCAACAACGGACACUCCUUCCAGGUGACCUUCAGCGACGACACGGACAGCUCUGUUCUGACCGGCGGGCCCGUCUCGGGGGUGUACCGGCUCAAGCAGUUCCACUUCCACUGGGGGGCUUCUGACGACAAGGGCUCGGAGCACACGGUGUCCGGGAACAAGUACCCUGCGGAGCUUCAUCUGGUGCACUGGAACACUAAAUAUGGCAACUUUGGCGAAGCUGCGAGCAAACCCGACGGACUCGCUGUGGUGGGAGUUUUCCUGCAGAUCGGUGAUGAAAACGCCAGUCUCCAGAAGGUUCUGCACGCCUUUGGUGCCAUCAAGACCAAAGGCAAGCAGACCACGUUCAAGGGCUUCGACCCGAGCAGCUUGCUGCCCUCUUGCCUGGACUACUGGACGUACGAUGGGUCCCUGACCACGCCCCCUCUGCUGGAGAGCGUCACCUGGAUUGUCUGCAAGGAUGCCAUCAGCGUCAGCUCGGCUCAGAUGGACAAAUUCCGCAGCCUGCUGUUCUCGGGCGAGGGCGAGCCCGAGUGUUGCAUGGUGGACAACUACCGCCCGCCGCAGCCGCUCAAGGGCCGCCAAGUGCGCGCUUGCUUCAAGUGAACGCCCAAUGCAAACUCACACAAACUGCGCCAUUGCAAUCAGACGUCAGGAAAUUUCCACUUAAAAUAUUCAGUGUUCCAAAUCCAAACUCAGAUGGCGCAGAUCUCCCUCUAGUUGCCCUUUUGACCUCCACACUAGCCUCUUUCUCCUACCUCCUUUUAGCCACGGCACGACAGUACGCACCAAAACUCACGUGUCUCCCCUCCGUCCAAUAUUCAUGCAAUUGUAUUUGUGUCCCGUGGAGCACUUAUCAGAUGUCACUUUACCGAACCAACGACUGGUCUAUGUGUCCUCCUGUGGAAAGAAAUUGAAAUGAAUUAUGUGUCAAAAAACAAAAGUGUGCAAUUGAGAUAAUAAUUUAAAAGAGAUGCAAAGAAGAAGACGAGAAGCUGCCAAGAGAUGAGAUGAGACGUUCAGGCGCUUCAUUUAAUCUCUCUAUUUCUGAACUGAUGUACUAAAGAGAGAUUGUAAUUCAAUUUUGAUGACAAAUUAGAUGCCUUAUUGUUUUUAUUUUGAUUGACGCCAGUGGUUGUUAAGCCCUGUUCAGAAGUUGUUUGUCUUAUCGUUAUUCUAUGAAAUGGACAUUCGACCAGUUACAUAAAAGUUUUGAAAGAA
Syngnathus typhle (broad-nosed pipefish) is the source of this 1522-nucleotide messenger RNA. Its product is annotated as carbonic anhydrase 1-like. Gene Ontology annotation, biological process: carbon dioxide transport. The record is from RefSeq and is a predicted model, not a curated record. The transcript is spliced from 7 exons. Gene Ontology annotation, cellular component: cytoplasm. Lineage: Eukaryota; Metazoa; Chordata; Actinopteri; Syngnathiformes; Syngnathidae. Gene Ontology annotation, molecular function: carbonate dehydratase activity; zinc ion binding. The coding region runs from base 125 to 907 and encodes 260 amino acids.